Platichthys flesus (European flounder) is the source of this 3253-nucleotide messenger RNA. It is a transcript of the gene rcbtb2, whose product is annotated as regulator of chromosome condensation (RCC1) and BTB (POZ) domain containing protein 2. Gene Ontology annotation, molecular function: protein binding. The record is from RefSeq and is a predicted model, not a curated record. Bases 232 to 1815 code for a protein of 527 amino acids. The transcript has 12 exons. NCBI's taxonomy places the organism in Eukaryota, Metazoa, Chordata, Actinopteri, Pleuronectiformes, Pleuronectidae.
GGAGGUGCGGUUGUUGUUCAGUCGGUGGCGGUGUAGCGGCUAAAUGCUAAAGCUAGCGACACCAGGCAGCAACCAGGAACCACUGACGUGAAGUUAUGACAACCGACAUGAUUUCACCAGCAACUUGAUUCGCCAAAUAUGUUGACGGCCGACUUGUCAGCGUCACUGUCGAGCAGGAAGCGACGCCGCGCACGAGACGCUCACUAAAGGGAAACUGUAAAGCUGAGUAGCAUGCUGGACGUGGGGAAGUGGCCAGUGUUUGCACUCCUUCCUCCAGAGGAACUGAAGCUUAUCCGGCAGGCCUGUGUCUUUGGCAGCGCUGCGAACGAAGCCCUCUAUGUCACCGUUAACGAUGAGGUCUUUGCGCUGGGCACCAACUGCAGCGGCUGUUUAGGGCUCGGAGAUCUUCAAAGCACUAUUGAGCCGCGCAGGAUUGAUGUCUUGUGCGGAAAGAAAAUUGUGUCCCUGAGCUAUGGAACGGGACCACAUGUGGCUAUCGCUACUGCAGAUGGAGAGGUGUUUGCGUGGGGCCACAAUGGCUACAGCCAACUUGGCAAUGGGACCACCAACCAUGGACUGACCCCUGCCCUGGUGUCCACCAACCUCCUGAGCAAGAGGGUCACAGAGGUGGCCUGUGGCUCCCACCACACCAUUGCCCGAACAACUGAUGGAGAGGUCUAUGCAUGGGGUUACAACAACUCGGGCCAAGUGGGUUCAGGCUCCACCGCCAACCAGCCGACACCACGGAGGGUCAGCAGCUGCCUGCAGAACAAAGUGGUGGUUAACGUGGCCUGUGGGCAGCUCUGCUCCAUGGCCGUUCUGGACAAUGGAGAGAUCUAUGGUUGGGGCUACAACUGCAAUGGGCAGCUCGGUUUGGGCAACAAUGGAAAUCAGCAGACGCCGUGCAGGAUCGCUGCUCUUCAGGGUGUCAACAUCGUCCAGGUUGCCUGUGGAUAUGCACAUACAUUGGCACUUACAGAUGAGGGGUUGGUUUACGCCUGGGGUGCCAACUCGUACGGGCAGUUGGGAACAGGCAAUAAGAGUAACCAAGCUCUUCCCACGCAAAUAAACACAGACAAGGACAGGAUGGUGGAGGUGGCUGCGUGUCACACCAGCCACACGUCAGCUGCCAAGACCCAGAGUGGGCAGGUUCUGAUGUGGGGUCAGUGUCGAGGUCAAGCGGUUGCCAGUCCCCACGUCACCCACUUCAGCGGCACAGACGAUGUGUUUGCGUGCUUCGCCACGCCGGCUGUCACGUGGCAUCUCCUCUCAGUAGAUGGUGACGACUACCUGACUGUGGCUCAGUCUCUGAAGAAGGAGUUUGACAGCCCAGAGAUUUCAGACAUGAAGUUCUUGGUUGAUGGGAAGUGUAUCCAUGUUCACAAAGCUCUGUUGAAAAUCAGGUGUGAGCAUUUCCGUUCGCUUCUGAACGAGACAGACGAGGACUCCAUAGAGAUCCACCAGUUCUCCUACCUGGUGUACAGAGCCUUUCUGGAGUACCUCUACACAGACACUAUCAACCUGCCACCAGAGGAUGCUAUUGGGCUGCUGGACUUGGCUACGUUCUACCGAGAGACAAGGCUGAAGAGGCUGUGCCAGGAAACCAUCAAGAGGGGCAUCGCAGAGGAGAACGCCAUCACCCUGCUCUCUGCUGCUGUCAAGUAUGAGGCGCGGGACCUGGAGGAGUUCUGCUUCAAGUUUUGCGUCAACCACCUCACAGCUGUCACGCAGACCCAGGCCUUUGUGGACAUGGACCACGACCUGCUCAAGAACUUCAUUAGCAAAGCCAGCCGCUAUGGGGCCUUCAAAAACUGACUAGACUGCCCCUGUAGUGACUAGUUGAAGCUCACCCGGGUCUAGAGGGUCGACCCUAGACCAAAGUAAACAGGAGGCCGAUCAGUGGUUCAAAGCCUUGUGGCCGGGGGAGUAAACACUGGAGGGGCAAAGGGUUUAAGGUUUCCCCCCUCUAGCUGAUGCUUCUGUGUGACUGGCCUCACCUCGGCCACACACAGCGGCCGCACGCUGGGUAAAUACUCACCUCAGUCCCGAGCAGACAGCGUGGUCGUCCUUCUGUCACCUUUGUGUUAUUGACUAAUCGCUCGGCUGAUUCAGUAUCAGAUUUGUUUUGAUCACACUUGUCACCAGCCUGAUGUGGUGCAUCGGUGAGCAGCUCGGACAGGACACGUCAAGUCACUGCAUCAAUCUUUGCAACCACCCAAGGUUUGUUGCUUUGAAGAUCACAGCCCUGCAUCAGGAAGUAAAGCGAAUGAUCAAUAGGUAGUUAAGUGCACGCAAUUUGUGAUCAGCAGCGACAGGAAGUGAUCGGAAACAAACGCGUAGGCCAGGACUUGACCUUUCACAUUGUGCUGCUUUUCUUUGAAGCCUUUUUUCCAGAUUGAGGAGUAGAUUUUAACGAGGGGGGAAACAAGCUGCUGUUCUAUUUUACAAACUUCAACUUGUUUUUUUUUCCUGAAAAAUUAUAAUUAGCAUCUGAUCAACAAAACCAAUUUCUUGUGUAAGUCACUGUUACAUUUUUGCCACGUUUGUUUUGUAUCGUAGUUUUUCACCUUUGUCAUCCGAACUUUCCGUUACCGUUUAUGUAUUGGAUUAAUGUAUUGACAUUUGCACUGUUUGCUCUGGUCGACUGUCAGAGGACUGAUAGAGGAAGGUGUAGUCAGUUACACUUCACCGGAGAUAAGGACGUCCUACUGCGCGUCAACCUGUUUUCAGAUUAACCCUUUGUGUGCAGCUGGAAACUCUGUUGACUCACACAAGCUUUUAUUGUGUAGCCUGUCGAUGAUGCACCACUGUAGAUGCAACAGAUUUACGCUAUUUGGUUUGUUUACGGAAGUUUGGUUGGCAUUGUUCUCUUUUCUUUUUUUUAAAUAUUUAAUAUGUUAGCAUCAAACUUCUGCUUCUUUUUACGAUAGGUUUCUUAAUAUCUGUCACCUGGUAGCACUUUGUGGAAAUUAGCUUAUUUUUAAAUGCCAACUGUGACUGCGUUGAAUAUAGCCCAGUAUAUACCAGGCAUAUAGUUACCAUAUAAUUCCAUAUAAAAUUCCUAAAUGUGUCUAAAUAUAGUAACAAAAUACUUUUUCUCUAACAAGCAAACUAUUAUUAUUUUUUAUUUGGAAUAUUUUGAUAAUUUGUAAAAAAAUAUAUAAAAAGCCUACGCUGUCAUUUUGUAUGAAACAUUCUGUACACUGCUGUCAGCUGUGACGGUCUAAAGGUAAUAAAAUGAAAAACUGAAUAA